AUGGCGAGCAGACGCGAGUUGGACCUCCUUGCCAGGCAGGAAGACGACGCGGACAAAGACAGUCCCAACGAGCUCAUCGCUCGGUUUCUGAUCCGUGCUGCCCUGCGGGCAGCCAGCGGACAGAGGCAGCUGAGGCGCACGCUCGUCCUGGUCUGCGGGUACCCUCCCAAGGCCGCCGCCGUCGACUCGGCCUUUUCGCGCUUCAGCCAGAGAUCGGUAUGCUUGCACCCCUACUGCUGCUCCGAAAGCCCGGACUCUGUGGCCGAUCUCCUGGUGUCCAAGGGCUUCAAACCUUUAGGACUCGUUCCUUUCGCCGACUGUGCCGUGCACAUGUCUGACGUCAUGAACGCGAGACUUGGAGUUCCUCACAACGACCCGGCGACAUCUUCCUUCCGCCGGGACAAGUACCUGCAGCAGGAAGUGCUCCGGGCAGCGGGUCUACCUGCGCCCCUGCAGAUAGUUACUAGCGAUGCAGCGGCGGCAAAGGAAUUCGCCAUGGAACAUGGUAGAGUCGUUGUGAAGCCACGCAACGCUUCGGGUGGUGAUGGCGUGUGGCUUUGCGAUCUCCCAGAGGAUGUGGAAAAGUCCCUCGAACAGGAGCUUGGCAAGGCGCACCAGGAGUUGGGUACCAACACGGAGAUGGUCGUAGUGCAAGCGUUGCUGGGUGAGGAGUGGAUCGUGAAUACCGUGACGCGCGACGGCGUCCACAAGGUCUCCGACGUCUGGUACGGACCGGCCAAGUUCCUCAGCCCGGCCCCAGGCCCACGGCACUUCGUGUACAACGUCCAAUUCCUUGCGGGCGAGUCGCCCCGACUGCUGGAGGUUGUGCAGAUGGUCAAAGACUCACUGUCGGCUCUGGGACUGCGAAAUGGUGCAGCACACACGGAGCUGGUGUGGUUGGAUCGGCCCUAUCUCUACGAGGUGAAUGCCCGCUGUAGCGGUGGCUUGCCGAGGGUCCCCGAACCUCCGACGCAGUUGGACGUGCUGGCCAUGAGCCUCUGUGAUCCGGACAGCUUUCUAGCGCUUCCGGACGUCCCGCCGGAAUCCAUGACGAAUCGUGCUGCCGUGGUCUUCCUCAUCGCGCCUUUCGAUGGGUGGCUCACUGCCACUGGCCUGCGGCAGAUGAGCUGGCUCUCCACGUUCGCGCGCUUUGAGCGUGGCCUCACUGGAGCGAAAGCUCCUUUCAUGUCCAUCAAGGUGUCGAAGACCGUCGGUCUCUUUUCGUCGCCCGGCGCGCUGGUUUUGCACGGCGAUGGUCUGGACGUACAGCGGGAUGCACAGCUGCUGCGGCAGAUCGAAGAGACGGCCUACGCGACCUCCCGACCGGAGGAUGAUCUGGCACCUCCCCAGGCGGAAGAGCAAUGA
Messenger RNA from Symbiodinium natans, 1365 nucleotides. NCBI's taxonomy places the organism in Eukaryota, Dinophyceae, Suessiales, Symbiodiniaceae. The record is from the annotation of a GenBank genome assembly.